AUGAAUCUUUGGUAUUGGGUAUUCAUUGCAACGGUAUUGGCAUCUCCCGGUGAUAGGAAUAAGAGAUUCAAACGAUGUGUUAGAGAAUGCGAUAGAUCCAAUUGUCGUGGUUUGGUAACAACAUGGCAUUUCCAACCUUAUGAUCCUUAUUUAUCGUUCCUCAAUUGGGAUUGUUUUCAAGACUGUGAUUAUCAAUGUCAACAAAUAAUAACGAAAGAAAGAAUCCAGAACAACAGAAAGAUAGUUCAAUUCCACGGGAAGUGGCCAUUUAAACGAAUUUUUGGAAUCCAGGAAUUCUUUUCAACUAUUUUCUCCUUAGGAAAUUUAUAUCCUCAUCUCAAGGCAUUCUUUAAACUUAAGAACCACAUAUCUUCCAAUUCCAUCAUUAAUCAUCAUUUGUACAUAAUCAUUUUCUCCAACAUCGUCACUUGUUUGGCAUGGACUGCUUCAACCAUCUUUCACAUAAGAGAUUUCCUCAUUACUGAAAGGCUAGACUAUUUUUUAGCUGGAGCAACAGUUCUUUCAGGAUUUUAUACGGUGUUUUGUCGACUUUUCAAAUUAUACUUACCAGAGAAUUCCCUCAAGUUCUAUAGUUUCACCUUUGGCUGUUUAAGUCUAUAUAUUGGACAUGUAACACGUCUUAUUGUUGAUUGGUCCUAUACUUAUAACAUGCAAGCUAACAUUUUUAUAGCCAUACUUCAAAAUUUGGGAUUAUAUUAUUUAUGUUAUCAAUUGUACUAUCAAUAUUACACAAAACCUCCAAUGAGUAAUCAUUCAAAGUAUACAGGUAAUUUAUUAUUACCUAGUUUUUUCAACCAAUCAUCCAAAUUAUACUGUUUAUAUCCCCUCUUACUUUCCACCAUCAUAGUAUUAGGAAUGUCAUUAGAGAUUUUUGAUUUCCCACCAAUUUGGGAUUUAAUAGAUGCUCACAGUUUAUGGCAUCUUGUUACCAUAAUACCAGUGGUUUUUGGUUGGUAUGAUUGGUUGAUUUGGGAUAUUAAAGAGAACAUAGUCAUUAAAAAGGAUUAA
Messenger RNA from Yamadazyma jaroonii, 1029 nucleotides. NCBI's taxonomy places the organism in Eukaryota, Fungi, Ascomycota, Pichiomycetes, Serinales, Debaryomycetaceae. The record is from the annotation of a GenBank genome assembly.